Messenger RNA from Tribolium madens (black flour beetle), 748 nucleotides. RefSeq names its product glutathione S-transferase 1-like. The record is from RefSeq and is a predicted model, not a curated record. The coding region runs from base 51 to 707 and encodes 218 amino acids. Gene Ontology annotation, biological process: glutathione metabolic process. The transcript is spliced from 3 exons. Lineage: Eukaryota; Metazoa; Arthropoda; Insecta; Coleoptera; Tenebrionidae. Gene Ontology annotation, molecular function: glutathione transferase activity.
UAAUAAAGAUAUCGAAUCAGUACUUCAUUGUGUGCAAAGUGGUCAACAUCAUGGCACCUACAUUGCACAUGCUUUAUGCAAGUCCUCCGGCAAGAGCAGUCAUGAUGACUGCCAAAACCAUCGGACUUGAUCUUAAUCUGAAAGAAGUGGAUUUCAUGAAUGAGGAACAUUUAAAACCCGGAUAUGUGAAAAUGAAUCCUCAACAUACAAUUCCUACACUUGUAGAUGAUGAUGGGUUUAUAAUUUGGGACAGCCAUGCUAUUAUGAUCUAUUUGCUAUCUAAAUAUGCUACAAACGACGCGCUUUAUCCCAAGGAUAUCAAAAAACGGGCUGUUAUUGACCAAAGACUUCAUUUUGAAUCAGGCGUCGUAUUCGCACUUUUGAGAAGAAUUGUAAGACCUAUUGUUAUUGGAGGUCAAGAUUUCAUCGAAGAGAAGAAUAAAAAAGCUGUUAUCGAAAGUUACGCUUUUUUGGACCAAUUUUUGGAAGGAAGGCAAUGGGUUGCUGGUGAUUUUAAAAGUAUUGCAGACUACAGCCUUCUUUCAUCAAUCAGUACACUAAACAAUGUGAUUCCUGUUGAUCCUAAAAUGUAUCCUAGAGUGAUAGCUUGGCUGAAACAAUGUGAAGAACUACCGGAAUAUGAGGCUAAUCGUAGAGGACUGCAAGAAAUGUCUGAUAUGCUUAACAGCAAGUUGGCUAAAAAAUAAUAAUUGUUAAACCCACAAUUAAUAAAAAAAUAUUGCAAUUA